Molecule: messenger RNA, 1229 nt
Organism: Entrophospora candida
Lineage: Eukaryota; Fungi; Glomeromycota; Glomeromycetes; Entrophosporales; Entrophosporaceae
Source: the annotation of a GenBank genome assembly
AUUCUGUAGGAUCCAAUAAUAUCAAUUUGCUAGAACCAAUAGGAAUGUUCGGAAAUAGAAAUGAUGGUGGUGGUAUGAAAAUUGAACCAAAAUGGUAUGUUCCUAUCAUUCCAAUGGUGCUGGUCAAUGGUGCAGAAGGUAUAGGAACAGGUUGGAGCACCAGUAUUCCUAAUUUCAAUCCCAAGGACAUUAUUCACAAUUUGAGAAGAAAGAUCAAAGGCGAAGAGAUGAUCUCGAUGCAUCCUUGCAAAUGGAAAAGGCAGAGAAAGAGGGACUUAAAGACAUUCCAAUUAACAACUGCUCUGGCAACAUCCAAUAUGAUGUGUUUCGACCCAAACAAUAAACUUGCAAAGUAUGACUCUCCAGAAGACAUCAUAAAAGAGUUUUACCAUGAACGUUUGAAGCUUUAUGUCAAAAGAAAAUAUAAUGGAGAGUUUAUUUAUAUGAAGCUUGACCCAAUGUUAAAAUUUGAAGGAUUAAAGAAGGCGGAAAUCGUAAAACUUCUUGAAUCCCAUAAAUUUGAGAAAAUAUAUGAUGCGCAGUCUGAAGAAAAUUCGUCUGAGGGUACCGAUACCAACAGAAACACCAAAGGGUAUGAAUACCUUAUGAAGCUUACAUGUUUGGGCUUUAGUAGAGAAGAAGAUCUCGAAGCGGCAUGGGAUGAGUUCGUGAAUGCUAAUCAAGAAAAUAUAUCAACUUCUACUAAUAUCACCAAGACCACAAAAACCACAAAAAAUCUGGCUGAUAACAGAAAAUCCAAGUCAAAACAAACUAAGGAAAAAAUCGAGAAUAUUAUGGAUGAUGUUGAUAGCAGCGACAAAGAUUACACUGAACAAAAGACCACAAUUAAAAAGGCAAACAAAGGAAAAUCCAAAUUGAAAGCUAAAGAUGAUGAAUUUAAAUUGAAUCAUACAACGGCCACGAGCAGCAAAAGUAAAGUGAUUGAAACUGUUGAUGAUGAUGAUACCGAUUACAUUGAACUACAUGAAACAAAAACUACAACUAAAAAAGCAAAUAAAGGAAGAUCCAAGUUGAAAGUUGAAGACGAUGAAUUUAAAUUGAAUAAUAUAACAGCCACGAGCAGUAAAAGAAAAAUAAUCGAAAUGGUGGAUGACGAUGAUUACGAUUAUAUCGAGCCACAUGAAACAGAAAUUAUGACUAAAAAAAGAAACUUAAGAACUGUAAAAAAAGUUAAUUACUUGGUAGAUUUAGUAGAUGACGAAGAAUAA